CUGAGAACGGUCACAACUCCUCCUUCAGCGACUACAAGUACGGUCGCUUCGACAGCACUGCCCUGCACAUCGCUCACGCCCUCAACGCAACCAAGAUACAGCGAGUUUAUGACAAACCCAUCGACCAGUACUUGGAUGUCAACGUGCAGAAGCAGAUGGAGAUGCAACACAGACUCGAGGAAGAUGACCUUUAUAAGAAGUUUGCCAAGCAGCGGGCGGCUGAGGAAGCCAGGAUGAACGACCAUCUCAAGGAAGAGUGGGAGACCGAACUGGAGAAACUUACCUCACAGUUUGAGCGAGACUUGGCAACAAAGAAGCGCUCACGAGAAGAGUCCAAGGUGUUGACAGUGAGGCACCAGAAAGAACGUGAUGAGCUUGAGAAGAACAUGACCAUGAAGAGAGACAUGAAGAAGGAGAACCUCACCCGCAAGAUGCUGGAACAUGAGAGGGCAGCGACGGCAGCACUGGUGGAGAAGCACAGCAAGGAGAUGAUGAGACUCAUCCAGGAGAAGCGAUCGGAGUACCUGGAAGAAGAUGAAGAGGAAGCCUUGGAGCACUACCCAGCUCAGCCCCCACCCCCUCUUCCCCCACCACAGACCAAGACAGACAUCUACAGACCAGAUGAGUUUGCAGAGGUGGACCAACUUGCUAUACAGGUAGCACAGGAGGACCAGAAGACAUUUACAGAUCUGGUGAGGAUGCUGGUGGGACAAUGCAGCUCAGACGUGGAGAAAGUGAGAACCAUCUUUCGAUGGAUCACCGUCAAGAAUCUAAACUCCAUCACCUUUGAUGAUUCCGCCCAUGGAGACACGCCAAUGGGCCUCCUUCGUGGCAUUAAGUAUGGCACAGAAUCUUACCAUGUCCUCUUCAAACGGCUUUGUAGUUAUGCAGGUCUGCACUGUGUAGUCAUCAAGGGGUACAGCAAGUCGGCUGGUUACCAGCCGGGUGUGAGGUUUGAGGACAACAGGUUCCGCAACUCCUGGAACGCUGUGUAUGUGGCCGGGUCGUGGCGCUUUGUGCAGUGUAACUGGGGAGCCCGACACCUUGUCAAUGCUAAGGAAGUGCCCAAACCUGGUGGCAAGAGCAAGAGUGAUAGUCUGAGGCGAGUCUCUGGUCGAUUCGAAGGACGGAGCAAUAACCUAAGGUAUGAGUACGAUGACCACUACUUCUUGACAGACCCAAAGGAGUUUAUCUACGAGUUCUUCCCACUGCAGGCUGAGUGGCAGCUGCUGAAGGCAGCCAUCAGCCUCCACGAGUUUGAGGAGCUCCCCUUUGUGCGCUCCCUCUUCUUCCGCUAUGGCCUUUACUUCCCCGAUGAGCACACCAAGGCUGUUAUGUACACAGACUCCACAGGAGCUGCCACUAUAAGAAUUGGAAUGCCUGGACACAUGCAGUCUUCUCUCAUCUUCCACUACAAUCUCAAGCUCUAUGACUCCGACAAGGACCACUAUGACACUGUCUCUCUGAAGCGCUUUGUCAUGCAGUCUGUGGUGGGUCAACUGGUGGCAUUCCGAGUACAUGCACCCUGUUCAGGAGCACUACUGCUUGACAUCUUUGCUAAUGCUGUCACUCCAAGGGAAUACCUCACCGGAGAGCCUAUGAAGUUCAAGAGUGUGUGCAAGUUCAAGAUUGUGUGCGAAGACCUGCAGACAGUGAUGGUUCCCUUGCCAGACUGUGCCUCAGGAGAGUGGGGUCCUGCCAAAGCUACCAGACUUUUUGGUCUGGAGCCUGUCACCCAUCAGGAUGCUUUGGUCUUUGCCGGCCGUGACCUAGAGCUCCAGUUCCGCAUGACGCGGCCUCUCACAGACUUUAUGGCGACACUUCACAAAAACGGUUCUGAGGAGAAACGGCUCAGCAAAUAUGUGAGUCACAGAGUCACUGAUGAUGUGGUGACCUUCACUUUGAGCUUUCCUGAGGAGGGUCAGUAUGGCAUGGACAUCUACACCCGUGAGGUAGCUGGGCCGGACACUGGAGGACCAACAGAGAAACACCUCCUCACACAUUGCUGCAAGUACCUCAUCAACUCCUCCAAGCGCAACUAGCGCCUCUACAUUUUUUCAUCACUUGCUGCUCUUGCUGCUGUUCUGCCUGGCUCAAGCAAAGACACAUAAUGAAAUUGAUUCUGGUGAUAAAAACGAAACACAUCAUAAUUUUUGUAUUUACAGAAUUACACGGUUCACAAAAAAUACACUACCCUGGAGACCAGUCAUAACAAUAGCAACAGCUGCAGCUAGGUGAGGCCCUUUUAGGGUAUCCGUCCAUUAAGUGCCUUAGGAAUUGUCUUAAGUUUACCUUAAUUGCUACUAGUUCACCAACAGUGAAGGCUUUUAUGCUCUUCACUUACUGACAACACUUUCCCUUUUUAUAUUUUAUAUAUUAAUAAUUUGAUAAAUAUGCUGUAUAUAUAAUUAUUACUACAGAGAUUUUAACCUUUUAUAUAAUUUUUAUUGACAAUGUUCUAUUGAAAAAUAAUAAGCAUGCUUAUAUUUCACAUUAUAUCAUGUUAAUAUAUUGACAAAGCAAUCUUAGGAAAGUACUGUAAGUGUGUUUUUGUUGUUAACAGAUGUUAUAUACAGACUUACUUUUUACUAAAUCCCCAGUAGGUUAGUGGCCGCCUCACUGACCUCGGCCUAGCAGUGCCUGAAUGGUGGCAUCCCUCUUUGGGUGGGCUUAAUCCCUCAUUUUAGGGAUGCUGCUGGCCACACCAGUAGUUAAGGAACUUGUGAGGAAAGUUACCACUCCUGCUCUUUCUCCAGGGGCAAACUUUUUAUAAUUUUUGUCGUCCUUUAAAAGAUUAAUAGUGGUGGAACUGUGUUUGUUUUACCUCAUGGAAGUGGCUGUCUAUUUUGAAGGAUCGCUUCUGCUGUAUCCACUUUCCUCAGUCCUGUUGAGAGAAAAUAUGGCCACACUCAGCUGUCUUGUUAUCUACUAGAGGUGAGUCACAAAGUGUAUUGAUGGUGUACUGUCAUUUGGCUACGAUGCCAGAAAAUAAAAGACCCAGUUUCAUGAAUAUUCCAGUUGUUUUAGUGACUUGCCCUAGAAAAAGGAUGGAUGGAAAUGCACCUUGUUUGGGAGAGAACACUUAAUUGCCUGAUUUCUCACAAUUGGAAUGUGUUUAUGUAAUCCUUGACCUUUGUUUCAAUUUGCAUUAUGAGAAGCAAGUAAUGCAGGAUGGUCACCUCUUAUGGGUAAAUGUGUUAAACUGGUCACCUUUUGUGGGUGAGUGUAUUGGACAGGUUUCCUCUCUCAACCCCCUUUAUCUUUGCUAGUCAGAGAAGCAGACCCCUCACGAGAAAACUUUCAACCAUUAUUCUGAGCAGAUGACUCCAGGGCUUCCAUUGCUUUAAUUAAGGUUGUGUCUUUGGGCAGAACACUUGACUGUGAAUAGUCAAAAUGUGUGUGUGUGCCUAUGUGUUUCCAGUAAUUGAUAGGUGCACAACACAUUUCCGCCUUGGUUGUGAUGUGAGAUUUGUCCUCAUGCAGAGCACUGCAUCCUCACCUGAUCAUAGUGUACAUUAAUCUGAAAUAUUCCAUAGGAUAGUCUGGAGUGCUACGCAUUUAUUUUCUUGUCCAACAGAGUUUUGAUGGGAAAAAUAAAUAGGCGGGAAAAGCUUUUGGUAGGCGGUUACUUUUUUACACCUGCGAUUUUAUAUAUAUCUAUAUCAAAAAUAUAUAUUUUUUGCAAACUUUUUUAUAAUGAGUGUUUUCCUCGUCUCACCUUCCUUCCUCUUCUUUUCUCCUUAUCACCUGAACUGACAUGCAUUUCUUUCUCGUACAAAUUAAUAUAUGAAAUGUAAUAUAUUAAUAUAAUGUGCCUUUGUGUUGGUGGCCGUCUGAAUGCGGCAGUUAAUGUAACAUACUUCCCCAGUUUGUUAAUAAAGAACAGCACCGGUC
Messenger RNA from Cherax quadricarinatus, 3894 nucleotides. NCBI's taxonomy places the organism in Eukaryota, Metazoa, Arthropoda, Malacostraca, Decapoda, Parastacidae. The record is from RefSeq and is a predicted model, not a curated record.